Messenger RNA from Beauveria bassiana ARSEF 2860, 738 nucleotides. Its product is annotated as Nop16-like protein. Lineage: Eukaryota; Fungi; Ascomycota; Sordariomycetes; Hypocreales; Cordycipitaceae. Bases 1 to 738 code for a protein of 245 amino acids. The record is from RefSeq and is a predicted model, not a curated record. Gene Ontology annotation, biological process: ribosomal large subunit biogenesis. The transcript is spliced from 2 exons. Gene Ontology annotation, cellular component: nucleolus.
AUGGGUCGCGAACUGCAGAAGAAGAAGCGCCGCGCCGGUCGCAAGCCGGUGCGCCAGUCCAACAAGACAAAAAAGAUUCUCAACCCGCGGGGCAACAACAUCAUUGCCGAAAACUGGGACAAGAAAGCGACACUGUCGCAAAACUAUCGCCGACUCGGUCUCGUCUCUCGUUUGCGCGCGCCCACUGGCGGCGUCGAGAGCCCUCUCGACAAAUCUUCCAUAGCUGCCCUCCGCGCUGCCCACUCGGCCGCCGACGCCGCGUCCUCCUCUCCGUUUGCAAUCGAGAGCACCGAAAAGGCCAUCAUCUCUGAAGUCAAAGUCGAGCGCGACGCUUCCGGCAAGAUUAUCCGUGUCAUCCGCCCUGGCGGCGAGAACCCGCUCAACGAUCCCCUGCGGCCGCUCGACAACGACAGCGACGAGGAGGAAGUCGUUACUGAGCUAGACGAUGGUAGCUACAAGAAGAACAAGAAGCGAAGGGAAGAGCACGAGGAAUGGGGCGGCAUACACGAUGGAGAGGAUGAAGGCAUGACGGAUGUUGUGCGUGAGCUGGUGGAGCAGGCCAGGAACCCGGCGCCGAAAAAGACGAGGCAUUUGAGUGAGAGAGAGGCCGAAUGGCUGGAGAAGCUGAUUGCCAAACACGGCGACGACACGAGGGCGAUGGCGCGGGAUGCUAAGCUCAACCCGAUGCAGCAGACAGCGGCGGACAUAGCACGCAGACUUAAGAAGCUGAAUGCGUGA